Molecule: messenger RNA, 1379 nt
Organism: Trametes versicolor FP-101664 SS1
Lineage: Eukaryota; Fungi; Basidiomycota; Agaricomycetes; Polyporales; Polyporaceae
Exons: 13
Coding region: 67-1155 (362 amino acids)
Source: RefSeq, a predicted model, not a curated record
GUCUGUGCUGCUGCCCGCCUGCAUCCGUGUAACUCACGUUGCUUCUGACGUCCGCACGUGCGCAGGAUGAGCGCAGAGGGAAACGUUGUGCCGGAGUCAGUACAUAUUCACAAUUACCUUCAUCUUGCGGGCAUCGUCGUCUUGUAUUAUGACUUCAUCCUCACAUUCGGCGAAGAAUACGCCAGGGUAUGGAAGAACCCACGAGCGAUAGCAUCUUUGCUAUUCUUCCUCAAUCGAUACAUACCAAUCCUCGGUGAUAUCGCAGUGAACACAGGCAACUUCUACAUAUUUCCUAACGAGCAUGUUUGUCGUCAAUACGCCUUCUUCCGUCAACUGCUCUUGAUCGUAAAUCAAGUGGUGGUGUGUUUCGUUCUCUUUUUGAGGACGUAUGCACUUUAUGGCCGAGACAAACGCGUCAUGGUGUUGGUCUUCGGCGUCGGCGCGGCUCUGCUCGGAAUAUCCUGCUGGUCCGUAGUAGGCCAGCACGAAGACGUUGAGCUGCGUGGUGGCUGCCAUCUCUUGGCGGACCGUAUGACCGCCAUCAGGCUGGCUGUGUCCUGGGAGGCGCUCUUCGUGUUCGACUUGAUGGUCUUCUCUCUAACCCUGGGCAAGACUCUGAGCGAACGCUACCGGACCCGCGUCACCUCCGGGCGGCACGACAUCAUCUCGCUGAUCCUCCGAGACGGAUCCAUGUAUUUCGCAGUUAUGGCCUCCGUGAACUUUGCGAACACGCUCACAUUCUACUUCCUCGAGCCGCUCCUCCGCGGCUGCCUCUCGACGUUCGCCAGCAGCGUCUCCGUCACGAUGAUGUCGCGCCUCAUGCUCAACCUGCAGGGCUCCGCGGCGGGCCGCGACGUCGUCGCCUCCUCGUCCGCGUACCCGACGACGUCCGACAACUCGACCUCCAUGCUCUUCACCUCGCGCAUCUCCUCCAUGCCCAUGGGCGGCGGCGGUGCGACGUACACGCAGACGCAGUGCGACUUCCCCGCGGAGCGCUCGCGCCUGGGCCGCGACUCGGCGUACGUGCGCGGCGCGGAGUCACACCCUGGGUAUGGGUAUAUCGGCGAGAUGUACGAGCUGCGCGAGCUGGGGAUGCAUGACGGCGAGGAUGGCGCGCUGCGGAUACAUCCCGACGAAGGUUUGGCAGGAGCUUGAACGACGCACAGUGAUACCUUGCAACACGCUGAACUUACGAGUCCAGCCUGGAUCCCGCCGGGGCGGUCCGCGCUAUACAAAAAUGACCUGAAUUGUACGACCGACAUACUAGAACUAGUGUAGAGCAGCCUACCCAUCUGUACCAUGUAUAUUGUAUCCUCGAUUCCCCGGACAUUCUUCUAAAGACCUCGACGGUCUGGAUCAAGCCUGGAUGAUGAUACCCG